GUGCGGCAGCUAGCAGCAUGUGGCCCGGGAGCCAGCAGCUGCCCCUGUUGCUGUGCUCUGAGCAGGUGCCACGAGGAGGACGCAGAGCACAUUGGUGCCAGGCAGGGGGGGCCAGGUCCCUGGGGAGCAGGUGGAGGUGGCUGAGACGGCCAUAGCAACCCAAGAGUGAGGUCCCAGGAAGAACCAAGAAAAUGGGGGGCCACGGUCCCCAGGUGCCUGGCUCCCCACUCCUCUUCCUGCUGCUGCUGGUACUGCCCCUAACACCGUUUGGUGUGGGGAGCCUCCAACGCCCUGACCUUGGCUGGACAGCUCUUCAUGCACUUAGCCUUGGCUCCAGAAGACUCCAGGAGCCUGAAGAUGGGGCCCUCGCCCGCCAAUGGUACAACAGGAAGCAAGCAUGCAGUCAGUACUUUGACCUCUACUUCAACCUGGAAAAAUCCAUCUAUGUAAAGUCCUGGGAUGCCUUUUACCAGUUUACAAAGGCUGUGGUGGAUAAAGCGAUCAAAAACCCCCAAACACGGAUUUCCUUCAUCACCUACUCCUGCAAGGGCAACAUCAUCCUGAAACUCACCCCUGACAGGCAGAAGCUUCGGAAGGGCUUUAGAAGACUUCAGAACACUGUCUUAGCAGGCUAUAUACAAGCAGACUAUGGUUUUUACAAGGUGAAUGUGCAGCUAACUCAAAGCCGGAAAGAAGGACACUACGGCCCUGUUGUGGUGCUCAACUUCAUCACUCAAGACCUGGGUGACUCCAUAUUUGAAAAUCUCAAGACUGAAAUCGACUAUGCCCGUUCAGCUGGGGCAUCUGUUUACAAUGUGGUGCUGGGCCGUUACAACAAAACACAGGUGGCAGCAUUGGAGGACAGACCCCAAGACACGAUUAAGAUCCAGGGAGGAUUUAACUACAUGCUGGGCGCCGUGGAUGACGUUGUUAAAAUUAUCUGUCCUCAAGGUCUUGUAUUGAAGAACACCACGGUGUGUGCGCAGGAAAAGUACACCGUGCAUAUUCUCGGACAAUUCUCUGGCAUUAGAGACGUGGUCAUCUGCAAGUUCCACAUACCCAACCAGAAGCCUGUCGAUGUCAAAGCCAUCAGUACCAGUGACACCGUAAUAAUGUGCCAGGGGCCUGUUGUAUCGGAACCGUAUCAGGUAGUGACGAUUGAAGUCAGCCUGAACAAUGGGAAAACAUUCAACCCCAGCAAACUCAAAUUGGGCAUCUUCGAUUGUAAUCCUGACUCCACACGGAAGACCACGACUCGGAGGACGACAACGACCACGACCACAACCACCACCACGACGACCACGACGACCACCACCACCACCACGACCACGACGACCACGACCACGACCACCACCACCACCACCACCACCACCACCACCACCACCGUCCCAACCACUGUCACAACCACUAUGCCCCCCACCACGAUUAUUACAGACGUACAGGACGACAGCAAGUUCAUUCAUAUCCCCGUCCUGCUGUUCCUGCCACUGCUCCCGCUGGUACUGUGCUGCUGCAGGGUGCAGCGCCACAGGACUGAAGAGGAGCCACCGCUGCCACCCCCAGAAAAGCCCAAGAAAGUGCCUCCCCCACCACCACCGCCACCACCCCCGCCGCCCCCUGUGACUGUGUGCCCCACGGUGAUCGUCUGCCGCUGUGCCUGCCGGGGGGUGUGCAUGGACAGAGGGCUACAGGGCACCCUGGAUGGCUUCUACAACUACAUCCAGCCCACCUGCCACCCUUCACCGAUGAUGUUGUGCCGGGCCAGGGGCCAGGAGAGGUGGCCCAACCUCGCCCUCAUGAAGGCCCCAAGCAGCUCCAGCCUCUGCCUUCAACCCAGCCUGGAGAGUCACCCCCUCACCUGGUGUUCCCAGUGCCACCACCUCCCAGACAGGUGCGCCAGGCCUUCCGCCAGGACGCUGCCGCUGCCCGCUCCCCAGAAUCAGGCUCUCUGCAGGAGCACCUUGUCCCUGCCUCCCCUGUAGCCCGGCCUCUCGGCACCCACACCCCAGAUGAAGAGGCUUUGCUUGCUGAG
Oryctolagus cuniculus (rabbit) is the source of this 2032-nucleotide messenger RNA. The record is from RefSeq and is a predicted model, not a curated record. Lineage: Eukaryota; Metazoa; Chordata; Mammalia; Lagomorpha; Leporidae.